UGCAGGUUUUGUUCUCCUUUAUCUCCAAGUCUUCUCUCUGCAGUUUGUCUUUGAGAACGUGAGGUUCCGGCAGCUCCAGAGGGCAAAGUUCCAGAUCAUGAACGAUGGGCAGGUCCCCUGUCACUUUGCCUUCAUCCCCAAGCUGAACGACACUCAGUUCUGCAAGCCCUGGCUACGUGUGGAGCCAUGUGAUGGCUACCUGGAGCCCAAUGAGACGGUGGAGAUCUCCCUGGAGGUGUAUGUCAGCAAGGACUCUGUUACCAUGCUCAACUCCAGCGAGGACUCCAUUGAAGACAUCCUGGUGCUGCACCUCGACCGGGGCAAGGACUACUUCCUCAUCAUCGGGGGCAACUACCUGCCCAGCUGCUACGGCACCUCCCUGGAGACCCUGUGUCGCAUGAAGAAGCCCAUCCGAGAGAUCCCCAUCACUAAGCUCAUUGACCUGGGAGAAGAAAGCCUCACUGAGACGGAGAGGUCUUGUUUAGAUCUCCUCCCAGUGGACAACGUUGGAACUGAAGACAAACCCUUGAAAAUACCCAAGGAGGUCUGGCUGCUGGUGGACCAUCUGUUCACAAAAGCCUGUCGACAGGAGGACCUGUUCCAGACUCCAGGAAUGCAGGAGGAGCUGCAGGCUAUAAUAGACUGCCUGGAUACCAGCAUUCCUAACACAAUCCCCGGUAGCAACCAUUCAGUAGCCGAGGCCCUGCUCAUUUUCCUGGAGGCCUUGCCUGAGCCGGUGGUGUGUUAUGAACUGUACCAGCGCUGCCUGGACUGCUCCCACGACAGCCGGCUCUGCAGACAGUUGAUCUCCCAGCUGCCCCGGGUUCACCGCAAUGUUUUCCGGUACAUCAUGGCAUUCCUGCGAGAGCUCCUGAAGUAUUCCGAAGACAACAAUCUCAACGCCAGUAUGAUAGCCACGCUGUUUGCCAGCCUCCUGAUCCGGCCCCCACCCAACCUGAUUGGAAGACAGACUCACCACGACCGUCAGAAAGCCAUAGACUUCAUGCUGGGGUUCCUUCUGGGCGGGGAUGAGGAGUAGAGCAGCCCGCCAGUUGGAGGAGUGGCAAUGGGAGGAUGUACCUAGAGGGCAAAGAGUUAAUGAUUGUGGGCAGUGAUAAAAGACUAUCAUGGGUACUGGUCCUGAUCUAUGCAGCCUGUUAAUAUAGAGAUGUGUGUCGCUGUGGAUAGAGGAGUUGUUUAGAUGGGGAGGGAUCAAUGCAGUAAACCAGCAAGCAGGACUGAGAAUAAGACUUCCAUUGCAUGGCAGAGUGAUCCAAUCCAACUAUGAGCUUAUCUAACCACCAAGUACAGGUAAUAAUCUCAUGUCUGAUGAAGCAGAUUGUGAAAUCAGGAAUGACUCAAACUGCUUAGGAAUGGAUGUCCUAUUGCUAUAACUGUUCUAAGGUCUAGUAUACUUGAUGGCAUCUACUCCUGAAACACACAGACACCCUUCCUCCCACCACCCCCACACAGCUAUCGGUACCAUGAAUGCAAGGACAGACCAGAAACAAGACUUGUAUCUCCUGCUGUUUGAGGUGUACAGUCAGGGCACGUCCAAUGCUGUUAAUGUUGAAAGCCAUUAACUCCCAACAUAGGAUUCUUAUGGUGUUUCAACUCCUGUUCCCAGGUACUUCUCAAUAAUGCUGUAUUCAUCCUACCUUGCAAAAAAUGGAGGGUCGUUAGAGUCUGUGCCAAAAUGUGCCCAUAGUUACCCACAUGCUAAGGUAAUGCCUUCCACACUACUUGCCAGGAUUGUUCAUUGUUCGUUGCAGAGGAGAACCACUGCAGCAGUAUUUAUAGGAGUGAGCGGUAAACUGAAGCUUGUUUUGCUACCAUAUUAAACGGGACCUGCAUUCAGCCCAAUUUGAAACCACAAGCACACCCACUGGCGAACCCAAAACGCACUUAGAUGUCCAUGCGUUUUGGGUUGUUAAUUUGGUGUGUUAUAAUGUUAGUACAGUAUUAUUUAUUUUUUUAUUCCAAAGUAAGAAGUGCACAGGAUGGAAGACAUCAGCCCCAGUUCUCUUUGGCUCCAACUGCAUUAUUAUCUUUAUUCAGACAGAGACUUGAACCCAGGUCUGUUGGCUGCUAUUCAACUUCAUUAUUAACAUAAUUAAACACACUAAAGUUUGAAGAUACUUUGCAAUCUGGCACCAUCAUUAUCACUGUGUAAUCCAAAAAAAAAAAAAGAACUAGAGGAAUUGACCAGGUACUGUACAUCAAGGGAUCAGGACUCUGGUUUAUGCUCUUGAUUAGAUCACCUUUUUGCUUCUCAUAGAAACUUGUAUAUGCAGACACAGCAGUAGCCCUGCAAUUUACAGACUGCCAAUGAGUCACGGUGUACACUGGAAACUGACUCUGCAUUAACUAUCUGCGUUCAUGUCUUAACUCUGGUGUACAUACUGUAGUGUUUCUUUCUUUGCGUGAUGUAAAAAUGUCUCGUACUGUAAGUUUAAGUGCAGUUAAAAAAUGUUUAUGUAUAUAUUUAUGUGAAUUCUGUGCCCUAUAAACGGUACACUCUAAAUACAAAAAGAAAGUUCCUCCAUU
This is a messenger RNA of Polyodon spathula (Mississippi paddlefish), 2547 nucleotides long. Its product is annotated as inositol polyphosphate 5-phosphatase OCRL-like. The record is from RefSeq and is a predicted model, not a curated record. Gene Ontology annotation, molecular function: GTPase activator activity. The transcript has 8 exons. Gene Ontology annotation, biological process: small GTPase-mediated signal transduction. Lineage: Eukaryota; Metazoa; Chordata; Actinopteri; Acipenseriformes; Polyodontidae. Gene Ontology annotation, cellular component: cytoplasm. The coding region runs from base 98 to 1039 and encodes 313 amino acids.